UCAGUCUCCAAAGUUGAUAUUUAAGCAUGUCGCGGCUCUAGCUUUCCAACCGCCCUCGACUUCCUCUUCGACGGAACUCCGUAGUCUGCGGCUUCCGACCGUGGAUCUAUCUUCUGCAAACCAUGGGCAGAAUGUCCAGUUGGCUCGACGGCUUUCGGUUUGGUAAAGAUCCUUGGGAUCCUUCCCAUCGAUUCGAGACCUCGUGGCUGCUUUCCCCAUGGCUGCUCUUCGCAUUCCGUGCGUUAUUCUGUCUCUUCAUCUUUACUAGCCGCUUCUUCAUCAUCGGCUGGACCUGCACCCACGCAGAAGAAGGUGGAUGCUACGAUAUCGUCAUCUCCUUCGCCUACUUCACCGUCCUCACAUUCUGGGGUCUGGGCUUCUACUUCGCCUUCGCCGCCCUGCACACCUUCACCUACGCCCGCACCGGCCGACCCCUCCUCGACGCCUUCCCGCGCCCGUUGCAGGCCCUGCACGCCCUCUUCUACUCCUCCAUCGCCGUCUUGCCCAUCAUCGUCACCGUCGUCUACUGGGCCGUCUUGUGGGGUCCAGACAGCUCCUUCGCCUCCGUCUUUGCCGCCUACUCCAGCCACGCCCAGCACUCCGCCAACCUCGCCAUGGCCCUUUUCGAGAUCCUCAUACCACGCACUGCCCACGCCCAGCUCCUCCCCGUCCACAUGCUCUGGCUCAUCGUCCUACUCGCUCUCUACCUCGCUCUCGCCUACCUCUUCCACGCCAUCCAUGGAUUCUAUCCCUACUUCUUCCUCGACCCGGAAGCGAACGGCCGUGGUAUACUCGUUGGCUUCAUCUUUGGUAUCGCCGUCGGAUGCCUCGUCGUUUUCGGUCUCGUCAAGGGCCUGAUCUGGAUCCGCCAGCGCUUGACUGAGGGCGUGCUGCGCAUGGACGGCAAGUUUGCCCGUGCCUCGGCCUCGGGUCCCGAUUCGAGUGCCGAGAUGGGUGCUGCCCAUCGGAACGGCAAGGUUGAGCCGCAGGCGGCAUGACUCGAAAGGAGACGACGCAGAGGUGAAUUUUAGGAUGAGGAUAUUUGGACUGGGAGAAUCGGAUAUUUCGACUGGAACAACUGGAUAUUUCCACUGGGGUCCAGGUUUUAACAGCUACGAUAACUGCCACACCUAACAAUUAAUACGCAGAAUCUGCCUACCAUAACGGCGACCGUUGCUACGGCCUGCUAGUCAGGUGUGGCGCCUGCCGGCACCUAGACUCCAGUCAGCAUAUCCGGUUGCCCCAGUCCGACCAUCCUCACCCUUAAUUUAAGGUUCCAUGAAAGGCACCAGAAUUGUUGCGCCCCCUUGAAAAUAACGGCAUUUCCAUCAAUAUAUACAUGUAUUCUACAGUGCGCCUGCGGGAACAAGUGGACAAGGAUGUAAAUGCAAACUCUUAUGAUAGUAAUGGAUACCUAAUGACUGCUCUUUUC
This is a messenger RNA of Sodiomyces alkalinus F11, 1432 nucleotides long. RefSeq lists its product as hypothetical. NCBI's taxonomy places the organism in Eukaryota, Fungi, Ascomycota, Sordariomycetes, Glomerellales, Plectosphaerellaceae. Gene Ontology annotation, cellular component: membrane. The transcript has 2 exons. The record is from RefSeq and is a predicted model, not a curated record. Bases 132 to 998 code for a protein of 288 amino acids.